CCUACCCGCAAAAUAUUCGACGCAUGGAACUCAUCCUCCACCGGCCACCAGCGCGCCGAGAACCACCUCGGCGGCAGCACCGACUGGCGACAAUCCCGCCAAAGGAAACUCAGCUCGCAGUUCACCAGCGGCAUGAGCCGCUGCCGCCGCAUCGCCGACAGUGUCGGCGCCGGAAACUCGAGUUUCGGCAAAGACGGGCGAGAACCCAACGGCGGGUGGGAAGCUGGCGCCAGCGGCCUAAGUGGUGCAGGACAAACGGACGUGAAGAGCUGGCUCACUCGCGAACGAACGGCCGACGGGAAGACGAACUCCCAGGCGGCUGACGGGGAUGAUACCAACGGGCAAACAAAAGAAGAAGACCCAAGCACCGACAAACCUCAGCUCCCCCAAAUCUUCGCCUCCCUAACCUUCUAUGUAAACGGCUCCACCGCGCCCCUCGUCUCUAACCACAAACUCAAGCGCCUCCUCGCCUCCCACGGCGCCACCCUCGCGCAGGGGCUCGCCCGGCGCUCCGUCACGCACGUCGUGCUGGGGACCGAGAACGCACGCGGCGGUGUCGGUGGUGGGCUUGCGGCGACGAAGAUCCAGAAGGAGGUCACGCGGACAGGGGGCAAGGCGGUGCGCUUCGUAGGCGCAGAGUGGGUGCUCGAGAGCAUCAAGGUAGGGAAGCGGCUGCCGGAGUCGCGGUUU
Messenger RNA from Mytilinidion resinicola, 690 nucleotides. RefSeq lists its product as uncharacterized. The transcript is spliced from 2 exons. Lineage: Eukaryota; Fungi; Ascomycota; Dothideomycetes; Mytilinidiales; Mytilinidiaceae. The annotation marks the transcript as partial. The record is from RefSeq and is a predicted model, not a curated record.